ACGUGCGUGGAACGCGCUGCGGUUCGGACGUGUUUUUCGGUAUCUUGGCCAACUUAAUAGUUAUUCGCAUUAGCACGGUUUAGGCGCAUACGUCCUCUGCCAGGCGUUGUACGACGCGGCUUACAAAAAAUUAAAUACAUUUACUUUUCUAUCAAUACUAAUUGUUGUAAUCUAAUUAACAAAAUGGGUCUGGAAAUGUUCUUCAAAUUUGGAUAUGCCUAUUUGGCCAUAACACUUAUUAUUAUGAUAUGGAUGUCCUUGGCGCGAGCAUCGCUCUUUAGUCGUGAAAUGGAAGAGACACGCUAUCCGCCUUGCACAUACAAUGUCAUGUGUACUUGCUCCAAGGCUUCAACAGAUUUGGGUAUUGUGCACUGCAAAAAUGUGCCCUUCCCCGCACUGCCGCGCAUGGUUAACCAAUCCAAGGUUUUCAUGCUGCAUAUGGAGAACACGGGACUGCGUGAGAUUGAGCCUUAUUUUCUGCAAUCCACGGGCAUGUAUCGCUUGAAAAUAUCUGGUAAUCAUCUAACUGAAAUUCCAGAGGAUGCUUUCACUGGUUUAGAGCGAUCCUUGUGGGAGCUUAUACUGCCUCAAAAUGAUCUCGUAGAGAUACCCUCCAAAUCGUUGCGUCACUUGCAAAAACUGCGAAUUUUGGAUAUAUCUAAUAAUCAUAUAACUACCAUACACCACGACUCAUUUCGCGGCUUGGAGGAGUCACUGCAAACUCUCGAUCUGGGAGAUAAUUGCAUUUCUAUGUUGCAAGCGCAUAGUUUCUCCGGCUUGCUUAAUCUGGAGACACUUGAUCUAAGCGGCAACAGUUUGUUUGAAAUUGAUCCAAAUGUUUUUGUGGAUGGCAUGCCGAGACUAACGCGUUUGCUGCUUACCGACAAUAUACUCUCUGAGAUACCCUACGAUGCGCUGGGUCCGCUGAAAAGUCUGCGUACUUUGGAUAUAUCUCACAAUGUAAUUUGGUCACUUAGCGGCAACGAAACGUACGACAUUAAGGCAAAUGCCAAGCUCAAUCUGGACAAUUUGCAUAUUGAGUACAACCAUAUUGAGGUGCUGCCACCAAACUCCUUCAAGUAUUUUGAUACAGUUAACCGCACCUUCUUUGACGGCAAUCCCAUACAUACGCUGAAGGAUGAUGCAUUUAAGCCCGCACGCAUACGCGAGAUCUAUAUGCGUUACUGUGGUCUUACCAACAUCUCGCCUGUGGCUUUUGACAGUCUGGUGAACAGUCUGCAGAUUUUGGAUCUGUCUGGCAACAAUUUGACCAAAUUGCACCACAAGCUCUUUAACAAUUUCGAUGUCUUAAGGGUCAUUAGCAUGCGUGACAACAAGAUCAAAAUAGCAAAGCCCACCGAAACAUUCAACGCCAUGCAUUAUACAUUACUCAAACUGGAUCUCAGCGGUGAUCGCAACGAUGCUACUAAUCUGCAAACUCUGCGAAAUAUGACCAGAAUGCGAAACAUGCGCUCACUGUCUAUAUCGCGCAUGGGUGCAUCAUCGAUUGGGCCGGAGGACUUUAAGGACUUCGGUGUGGAGCUGGAGGAUUUGCAAAUAACCAGAGCUAGUCUCUCAGGCAUACAAGCGCAUGCCUUUAAGCACGUGCGCGGCCUAAAGCGCUUAGAUUUUAGUGAGAAUGGUAUUUCCAGCAUUGAGAAUGAUGCGUUCCAUGAGAUAGGACACUCUUUAAUUUCACUUAAAAUGUCACAUGGUUAUUCGGGCAGCGCUCUGCCCGCUGAAGCUUUGCGUCACUUGACCUCGCUGCAGGAAUUGGACUUUAGCAAUAAUCAGAUUACCAGCAUGAGUGAUACUAGCUUUCAUUUCUUAAAGAAUCUUCGACUACUCGAGCUGCACGACAAUCGCAUUGAGCAAGUGCUCAAGGGCACUUUUCAAGGCGAUAUACACUCAAAGUUAGAGGAGAUUUCGUUGCGUUUUAACCAUCUAACAUCCAUAUCGCAGCAUACAUUCUUUGAUUUGGAGGCCUUACGCAAACUGCAGCUUGAUGACAAUAAAAUAGACAAAGUGGAACGACGUGCAUUCAUGAACUUGGAUGAGCUGGAGUACUUGAGUCUGCGUGGCAAUAAACUAAACAACUUGGCAGAUGAAUCCUUUCAAAAUCUUCCCAAAUUGGAAAUAUUGGAUAUGGCAUUCAAUCAGCUGCCUAACUUUAAUUUUGAUUACUUCGAUCAAGUGGGCACGCUGUCCAAUUUAAAUGUUAAUGUUAGUCACAAUCAAAUACGGCAGCUAAUGUACAACUCCAGCUGGAGUGGUCGCAAUGAGCAUGGUGGCAUGUAUCAUUCAAACAUUAAGAUUUUGGAUCUUUCGCACAAUAAUGUAUCGACAAUACAUCCGGGCUAUUUUCGUCCUGCUGAAAUAUCGCUUACACAUUUAUAUCUGGGCUACAACUCGCUGAGGAAUACAACUCGCGAUGUUUUUGGCAAUAUGCCGCAUCUGCAAUGGUUGGAUCUGAGCUACAACUGGUUACAUGAACUGGACUUUGAUGCGUUUAAAAAUACCAAACAGUUGCAGCUGGUAUUUUUCGAUCACAACUAUUUGACAGACAUUCCGCAGGAUAUUUUUAAACCUGUCCAAGGACUGCGCAUCGUAGACUUUUCGCACAACAAACUGCGUGGCUUGCCCGACAAUCUGUUCUACAAUGGCGGCAUGGAAAAAUUGGAUGUCUCCCAUAAUAUGCUUUUGAAGAUACCUUCCUCUUCGCUCUCCAGCUUGGCUGCCUUGACGCUUUGCGAGCUGCAUUUGUCGAAUAACUUUAUUUCUACCAUACACAGCAUGGACUUGUCUAACAAAUUUAGAUCGCUGCGCUAUUUGGACAUUUCCUAUAAUUAUUUGCUGCGCAUAGAUGAUGCUGUUUUUGCUACCAUGCCCAAGUUGGCAGUCCUGGAUCUAUCGCAUAAUCGCGAUCUUAAAAUUAUGGAUAAAUCAUUUAUGGGCUUGGAAAAUUCACUGAUCAAGCUGGGCCUAGAGAACGUUUCUCUCAGCACUGUGCCCGAGAUUCGUUUGAAAUAUUUACGCGAAUUCCGAUUGGGCUACAACGAACUGCCUUCCAUACCACAAGAGCUAGCCCAUAACAUGAGCAAUUUGCGCAUGUUGGAUUUGUCCAACAAUGACCUGACCAACGUGCCACUAAUGACGCAAUCCUUGCCACAUUUGCGACGUCUCAUGCUAUCUGGUAACCCCAUCACAUCACUCAACAACAACAGCUUCGAUGGUGUCAAUGAGGACCUUGAAAUGUUAGAUAUAUCCAACUUUCGUUUACAUUAUUUCGAAUAUGGCUGCCUGGACUCACUGCCACACCUGCGUUCUCUCAAACUGACUGCCUACUCACAUCUGGAACACUUUAAUAUACCGCAUCUGCUGCGUCAUCAUCAUAACAUACGCGAACUGUGGAUUGAGGCGCCGCAGCCAUUUACACGCAUCGUUAAGAAGGGCUCUGGACCCACGCAAGAGAUGCAGACCGUACAGCUGGGCAUGCCCACUGAUCUGCAGCGUGAAAUGGAUGGACACUUACCCUCAAAGCUAACAAAUAUAACAUUUAGUGGACCGCAGUUUACAAAUCUACAUGAACGCAUUCUGCGAGGCAUGCGUUCACCCUAUCUGUAUAUGCAACUGUUUAAUACCUCGCUACAAGCAUUGCCAACAAACUUCUUCAAGUACAUGGGACGUGUGCGUAACAUAUCUUUGGACAUACGCUAUCAUAAUCGCAAUUUGAAAAAGAUACCCAAUCCCAAUACUGGCGCUGUGCCGUAUUUGCCAAAUAGCGUAUUUUUGACUGACUUAAAAAUGUCACACACGGAUCUGAAUUGCGACUGUGACUUGGGAUGGGUAGAGUUUUGGCAACGCAAGCGGCGUCAGUAUAUUUGCUCCUCGCAGACCUGGACAGACACAGUGUUCCGCACGUUUAUGAAUUCACCCUGCCAGGUGUAUGGACGCCAUAAUUGCGAUGAUCAUGACGAUGAUCUGCGCGAAACGCGCUGUGAUAACAAAGGCGGUCAGCAGCUAUUAGAGGCACUGAAAUUCGAUCUGGAAUGCGGUUGGGAUAAUGCAAACUGUAGAGAUACUGCCUUUGCUGUAGUAAUCUUAUGCCUAGCAUUUGUGUUCUGGAUGUGACUUCUGCACUUUGCAUAUAAGACGUCCACCGACUUUUACGAUAUUCUAGAGAAAGUCUACGGCAGGCAGGUGAUAUAAGCUUGCCUGCUCGUUUAGAGCUUAAGCGUGAUGAGACUUGUUUUGACCUGUUUCUCUUACCUUUUACCUACAAAACUUUAGAGUCCUUGGAAACGCCUUAUAUGUAGUCAAUCCAUGCUAUACCUCAGCUCAUUCAAAUUGAACACACCACGGCCACAAUCAUUUUAAUGUACACUCUUUACGUAUAUAACAUUUUGUAUUUUAUUUAGCUUUAUUUUAUGUAGCCCAGCUAUGUUAGUCCAUAUACUUAAUCCUCCGAUAUUAUAAUUAUAUACAAGCUAAGUUAAGUCACUGCUGCUGCUAAAA
This is a messenger RNA of Drosophila busckii, 4515 nucleotides long. RefSeq names its product chaoptin (gene chp). Gene Ontology annotation, cellular component: extracellular matrix. Gene Ontology annotation, molecular function: protein binding. Lineage: Eukaryota; Metazoa; Arthropoda; Insecta; Diptera; Drosophilidae. The coding region runs from base 184 to 4131 and encodes 1315 amino acids. The transcript is spliced from 15 exons. The record is from RefSeq and is a predicted model, not a curated record.